Molecule: messenger RNA, 4914 nt
Organism: Platichthys flesus (European flounder)
Lineage: Eukaryota; Metazoa; Chordata; Actinopteri; Pleuronectiformes; Pleuronectidae
Gene: dync1li2
Product: dynein, cytoplasmic 1, light intermediate chain 2
Exons: 13
Coding region: 110-1597 (495 amino acids)
Biological process (GO): microtubule-based movement; microtubule cytoskeleton organization
Cellular component (GO): cytoplasmic dynein complex; centrosome
Molecular function (GO): dynein heavy chain binding
Source: RefSeq, a predicted model, not a curated record
CGUGGCGGUGAUCGAAUGUAGCGCACCCCGCUGGCUACUUGAGGGAGGGCGGUGCUAGCGGUGCCCAGGCAGCAGCAGGGCCUCGCCUUUGUGGUUGUAGGAAGAGAAGAUGGCUCCCGUUCUGGAGAAGCAGCUCCCGGGCGCAGGCGACAACAGCAACGAAGACGAAGAAGGACAAACCCUCUGGACCUCGAUACUGAGUGAAGUUUCCACCCAAUCGACCUCAAAGUUGCCAUCGGGAAAACACAUCCUGGUGUUUGGUGAGGAUGGAUCAGGAAAAACAUCGCUUAUGGCCAAACUUCAAGGAGCUGAUCACAACAAGAAAGGGAGGGGGCUUGAGUAUCUGUACUUAAGUGUCCAUGAUGAGGACCGAGACGACCUUUCCCGUUGCAAUGUGUGGAUCCUGGAUGGGGAUAUAUACCACAAAGGCCUACUCAAGUUCGCUGUUUCAGCUCAGUCGCUACCUGACUGUCUAGCUAUAUUUGUUGUGGACAUGUCACGGCCCUGGACCAUUAUGGAUUCUCUACAGAAGUGGGCCAGUGUGCUGCGUGACCACGUAGACAAGCUCAGGAUCCCUCCUGAGAACCUGAGAGAAAUGGAGCAGAGAAUGGUAAAAGCGUUCCAAGAGUACACAGAACCAGAGGAUACCAACACAUCCUCCCCACAGAGACGGGCUCCAACAGCAGGGGAAGACGAGGCUGUUGUGCUCCCGCUUGGGGAAAACACACUCACACACAAUCUGGGCAUUCCAGUGCUAAUAGCUUGCACAAAGUGUGACUCAAUCAGCGUACUAGAGAAGGAGCAUGACUACAGAGAGGAGCAAUUUGAUUUCAUCCAGUCCAACGUCAGGCGAUUUUGCUUACAGUAUGGCGCUGGCCUGAUCUACACCUCAGUCAAAGAGGAGAAGAACCUGGAUCUGCUUUACAAAUAUUUAGUACACAAGAUUUAUGACUUCCAGUUCACCACACCUGCCUUAGUGGUGGAGAAGGAUGCAGUUUUCAUUCCGUCUGGAUGGGAUAAUGAGAAGAAGAUUGGGAUUUUGCAUGAAAACUUCUCAACAGUCAGACCCGAAGAUCCUUUUGAAGAUUUUAUCACAAAGCCUCCAGUUCGGAAGCUGGUUCAUGAUAAAGAGAUAAAUGCAGAGGAUGAGCAGGUUUUUCUGAUGAAGCAACAGUCUAUGUUAGCAAAGCAGCCAGCCACACCAACAAGAGGGGCAACAGAGUCUCCAGGACGGCCAUCGUCUGCGUCUCCCAGGCCUGCAGGUCGAGCUGGCCAACCCACUGCGACCAGCGGCUCACCAAUGGCUGCAGUCAAAAAGCCUGACCCCAACAUGAAAGCGGGGGCUGCCAGUGAGGGAGUGCUGGCUAACUUCUUCAACAGUCUGUUGAGUAAAAAGACCGGGUCCCCAGGAAGUCCAGGAAGCCCUGGAAGCCCCGGAGCUGGAGCAGUGGGAGCUGGAGUGCAAGGGUCUGCCAAGAAAACAGGGCAGAAGCCGGGUUUGACUGACGUCCAGGCCGAGUUGGACAGAAUGACUCGCAAACAAGACUCCAUGGUUUCCGCCAACAACAUCCCACCGCCGACAGAAAACGAAGCGUGAAGGCAACAAAAGCGACUGCAUCGUCCACUGCGUUAAUACUUUGGAAAAAAUACAUUUUUUUAAAUAACGACCAAAUUCCCAAUGUCUAUAUCAGUCUGCACACAAAUGGGUGUCACCGAAAUGAGUUUGAGAUGCUAUCAGAUAUGCUGGUGUUCUGGUGAGUUUGGAGGAGAGAGAGAUGACAAAGAUGGAGGUGUUAAUGAGAUGGAACGCGUUGAGGGCUUGGCUUUAUUUCUGUCCUCUCUUCCAGUGUAAAUGUUCUUUUGUGAGGGAUGUUGGGAUGAUGGAAAUGUGUGCACACUCCCUGGCAGACAGCCUGGUGUGCUCGGCUGCAGGCACCAAGGGUCUUGGGGGUAGAAAAUGUUCUCCUCAUGGGUUUAGUGGAAAUAUACUGGCCCUGUGGCCUCUGGUUCAGAUUAUCUGAUGGAAGGAAUUCGGUUGCGAUUGGAAAGGUAUUUAAACAACAAAUAUAUUCACUGAAAAAAAGCAAUUAAAGUAUUUGCAGACAUAUGUAGUAUGUAAAAAGCAAAAAAUGUUGGAUAUGAUACUGAUGUAUUUAUACAAAGUUCUGUCUUAUUUUAUUUUGUGCACCAUUUAUCGGUUUAAUGAAACAUCAUGAUCUGCAACACCUAACGCGAUAAAAUGCCACUCACGUCAUGACACUAAUGUGACAAGUCCAGAUAGCUGACAGCAUAUCAUAUCAUUUGACCUCGGCAUCCUGAAGGAUUCUGUAAAUAUAAAAUUAUUUCGUUUAAUCUGGAUUUUGUAUAAAAUGCAAUUCUGUCCAAAUUCUGAAAAUGGCUUCUUUAACUAUAUGAGACUCGUAGAGGUUGCAACAGAAUCUCUUCUUUAGCUACAGGUAUGUAUAUUCGGGGAGGGGGUGGGCAGCAUCUUUCCUACUAUAACUCCUAAGUGCCUCGCACAGUUAGCUGUUCGUGUCUUAGUAGAGGUGCUCGUCUGCGGAAGAGGAGAGGCCCUGUAGCGCAAUCGGUUUUUGUCCAUUUCUUGUCAUCCAAAUAAUUUAUUUCAUUUUACAUUUUUGUUAAUGUACAACAAGCCUGUGGUCACUGUUAUUUCUCAGAAUGAAAAGUUUCUGUGGCCUAGUUACUAGUGUUCAAUAGAGCAAUAGAUUGAAUGCCUUCAUAGAAAACUGUAAAGGCUGCUGAUAUUAAGAAGAGACCACAGGGUGGAACUUUUUGGGUCCCUCAGAAGAACACUCGCUGUAGUUGAAACCACUCGCUUUGCAGCCGAAACACACACACACACAACACUUCUCUGUGGUUUGAACAAAAUGAGAUAUUGUAUAGUUCAGUGUUUGACGGCACUGUCCUCCCCUUUUGGCUUCACGUGGUUUAUUCACACUGUACUUCGCAUGUCAGUUACAACAUUCCCCGUUUCUAUAUGAAGUCGUUGUAGAGACACAUCCCUGUAGGAAACCAGUUCAUUUCCCGACAGAUCUUUUUCGUUCCGCCUCUUUCGGUGCCCUUUUUAAAACGACGCCCUUUGCCUUCAAUGUACAGCUAACACUUUGUCACACUGGGCGCCCUGCCUUCACAGGAAUGCUCCUAAUUCAUUUGUGUGUCCUUAAGGGGGUUGCUUAAUUGUGUUAUGUAGUUUCUUUUCGUUUUUUAAAGUAAAACCAUUAACUGUACCAUAUCAAAUCAUCUGUAAUAAUAUUGAUGGUUUCAUGGAGCCAUGUUAUCAUACUUGAGUUUUUUAUGCAAGGCCCUGCUUAAUCCAAUGGAUAAUGAAAAUCAGUAGCUUUCACAGAUAAAUGGGAUGUGUGAAGAGAGCAGCUGUUUGUUAUUCAAAUAACAGCAAAAAGGAGAAAACGGGAAUUGGAACAUGGAACCAAAGAUACUUAAUCACUGCUUUUAUAGAUGAUAAUCAUCCAUAGGAUUAAUCUGUGGCUGUUUUUUUUUGUCCUACUGUUGCAUGGAGCUCUUGCAUUCCACAUGUCAGACCUGCCUUUGAUCUCUGUUUUGACUAACACCCUAAAAAAUGCCUUAUUUCGACCAUAUCUGCGAUGUGAGAAGUCAAAAAGAAAACCUGCCAUAAUUGUGUUCUGAUAGAAUCGGGCAAAUUCACUGAACUGGUACACAAAUGCAAUUAGGUUCAACGUCAUUUACUCUGUAAGGGAAUAACCACAACAUGCAUGAUGCUACUCAACUAUUAUGAUUUACUUUUGAUCCCAAUUAAGCUCUUAUUAUUUUAAUUCUCUUUAUUUCUUGUGACUGGGUGGGACGUGCACCUGAGGGUCUGUUAUCCGAGGUGGAUAAAGCACAAUUUUCAGAACAGCCAGGAGCAGAACCACCACAUGUUUAUUUUCGCACUUUUCCAUGGACACUUGUAUCAUUUCCCUGUUGCUACAGUUGAAAACACAGAAUGCAUAUUUUUCUCUCUUGCCUUACCUUUUUAGAUCAUUUAGCGAAGAACGUAGAAUCUAACCUACACCUUAAAACUGCAUUGUUUAUCUGCAUUUGCUGCUUAAGUUAUGGAAAGUGCCCCUUGUGGUUAACCAUGGAAUAAUUUCUUUCUGCCGGUGAUAUUGUAUGUUCAAUGUCAACCCCGUGGAAAUGAUUGUCAUUACACUUUUGGAAUGUUUUUUUCGGGGGACAUCUUGAAGUAGAUAAACCAAAUAAAUGUCCAUUCAUUUUCAGGGUCGUCCUUUUUUUUUAUGCUCAUGAAACAUCCCUUCGUAUCUUUUUACAUCUUACACAGGCAUGUUUUGCGUCAGUUUUUUUUAAAUAUAUAUAAUUUGGCCAUUUUCACCUUUUAAAAAUGAGUUUUGUAAUGUCACCCUAACCCCUCUGACUGCGCUGAUUUGUCCAUACAAAACAGAACCACACUUUUUGAAUUUGGAAUUUAGCCGAGUGGAAUGAAGCGCUCUCAUGCUGCUCUGUCUCAAAGUUGCACUAAACUCUUCAUAAAGAUUGGAUGUUGCUUCUAAGAUGGAACAAUGACCAGAUGAUGGUAACUUUUGUACUCGGACGUCAGUUGACAGCAACUGCCUCCUCACGUCCUAACUGAAUGGCCUUCGACCACUAUCGACAGUCUGCAUCGAUGUGAGACUACAGAGCUUCUGCUUCCAGUACUUUUUGUAUUCAGGAUAUCAUGAUAUUGUAAACACGUGGCUGGCUGCAUUCUUCUGUGUCCUGAACUAAUUAAGAAGUUUGAUUGUAUCACUUAAAACACAAUUGUGUAGCCUCUGAGCUGCCGCGUGGAUUCUCGCUUCUCACACCGACAAAGAUAAGGAAUAUGUUUAUCAGACCCCUGGCUUCAAUAAAACCAAGAAUCCAAACUGUGGUUGACUAACA